AAUGUUGUAAUUUUUCAGGUUAUGUUCAUAACAGCCAAAUACCUGAUUUAUCAGUGGUUGCUAUUUUUGGCCUGUCCGGUAAAGUCGCUACGUGUAUCUUCAUAAAAGAAACGGUUGAGGUUAUGUCGUGUUGUCAGGAGCAGUUUGCCUAUGCAGUGAUUUCCGUCAUGUAUUUCGUGACUGACGGGAAAAGGCGGACAGUGAAGUUCUAACAUUCGCUAUGUUAGUGCGGUUAUGUUGACUUAAGUGUUAUAAUGUUCGUGAUGUUAAUUUGCUGUGAUCUGAUGUAGACAUAGAGCGGCGCCAGAUUGUAGUGCUAACACUGUAGAACUGAAGCCAUGGACCAGGACCCACCUAUGUGGACAAAAAAAGAGGAAACAGAUGAAGUAAAAACUGAGUUACACUCCAUGGCCAACAAAAUUUUCCAAUACUCAGUUUUAACAACCAGAGGCAACAUCUGCCCAGUGAGAGCUCGACAUUGGGAGGAUGGAUGCAAACAAGGUGCCGGCCGCUGGUGGCCGAGCGGUUCUGGUGCUACAGUCUGGAACCGCGCGACCGCUACAGUCGCAGGCUCAGAUUUACCCAUCCAGCAUGAGGAGGGUGUGAAUAAAGAGUUUCUUGAAGACACAUUAAAGACUGAAGGACCUAGUGUUUCGGUAAAGCAAGAUCCCGAACUGAAACAACAUGCUGAUGGAUCAGAGCAUAAUUCUGUUAAAGAUCCAUUUGGAAUAUCUUGGUCCACUGAUUUUAUCAAGGAGGAUCCUGAAUUGAAUUUGGAAAUUAAUGUCACUGAGGAUAUUGUGGAAACCGCAACAAGAUACAGAUACGAUAGUGCAAGAUUGACUCAGAGUACUGGUGGGAGCUGUGGCAUAUUAUGUGAAGAAACUUAUCACCAUGGGCUAUUCCAGGAUAAGUUGGUGAUAGACAUGAAGACGUCAACACACGAGCUGGGUCCCAAUACAGAAGAUGUGAUUAUUGAUAAGGAGUGCUCAGUUGCUACCCGAUACGACUGUAGUACAAUGAAAACGGAAUUUCAUGUAUAUAGCUGUAAUUUCUGCCGACAAAGCUUUUCUUCCAAAUACAGACUCAUAAUGCAUGUGUUUGUGCACAUUGACGGUACGCAACCACCUUUGUAUGUUUGUAAGUGGUGUGGUGAGGUAUUUCAGAGUAAUGUUUGUUUGAAAAACCAUUUGAGAAUGAGUGAGAAUUCUGUCUUACCUGCUGGCAACCAUGAAAAAUAUGGCUCUAGUGAUCAUCAUCAAAGCAGUAUCUUCUUGGAUAGUGAGCCAGAAGUUUCUGUUACAGAACACAACGAGCAGUCUUCAUAUAAGGAAACUUCGAAAGCUUCAAAGAAGUCCUCUAAUGACAGGCGUUACACACAUGUGAGAAAUGAGAUGGAGAAAUCAAAUGAUUAUGGAGCUUCAUCUACAGCUGUUAAUGUCACUGCCCAGGCUGAUCUACUUACUGCAAACAGAACCCACAAAUGUGAUAUUUGUGGCAAAUUGUUUGCUAGGUCGUGUGAUCUCAAGAGGCAUGCACUGAUACACACCGGGAAAAGACCUCACAAAUGUGAUAUUUGUGGCAAGUCAUUCGCCCAGUUAUGUCAUCUGAAGACUCAUACAUUGAUUCACACUGGAGAGAAACCUCACAAAUGUGAAAUCUGUGGGAAAUCUUUUACUAUGUUAGGUGAUCUCAAGAAACACACGUUAAUUCACACUGGAAAGAAACCUCACAAAUGCGAGAUUUGUGGGAAAUGUUUUACAAUGUUAGGCGAUCUAAAGAAACACACAUUCUUCCACACUGGAGAGAAACCUCACAAAUGUGAGGUUUGUGGGAAAGCUUUUGCUAUGUCAGGCAAUCUCAAGAAACACACAUUAAUUCACACUGGAAAGAAACCUCACAAAUGUGAGAUUUGUGCGAAAUCUUUUGCUAUGUCAGACACUCUCAAUAGGCAUGUAUUAAUUCACACUGGAAAAAAACCUCAUAAAUGUGUUAUCUGUGACAGAAGCUUCACUCAGUUGGGUACUCUCAAGACACAUGCAUUACUCCACUUGAGAAUGAAACAAGUAGGUGUUAGUUUAAGCAAACAGGUAUCCCUGGUUGGUGCUCUCAAGGCCUGUGAAAUAAUGGAUGUAGCAGGGAGACAAUAAAUUUUAAUGACUGUGAAAUAACAGUAGAAUGUGGUAGAAUUGUGAAAAAAUGUGUAAUUAUGUGUACUUUAGAGUGGUAGCAGAUAAAAUGACAGUAUAAAAAUCCAUAUCUGCAGCUUGAAAUGCCAAGAAAUUGUAUUCCUAAAUGUGCCUCAAACGUGAAUCAAAUAUGUUACUGUCAUUAACACUGCUAUUUUUUCCUAUCGAUCUUGAGACAAGAGGAAUCUGAAUUGUGAUAAAUCCUUACUUUUGUCAGUAAUCAUAAGUAGCAUGCAAUAUUCAGUAUAAGGCCAAGGAAAUGUCAUGACCUUCUGAUUAUUAUCCCUAACAUAAUCAUCAUGUAUUACUUGUAACUCUGCAUUUUAGGAACAAUGUCAGCAAUUGGGUACCCAUAUAUUCAUGGCAGUUCCUUCACUCAGACUAGUAAACUUAACACUGGAGAAAUAUGAUUAUGGCAAUUAUUUUACUCGGUUAUGUUUUCUCAAGAGAUUUCCUCUGUGUCAUUAAUAGUGUGUACAUUUGUUCUGUUAGUACUAAUCCUGUAUUAGUAAAUGUAACAACAAAUAUAACAACCUGCUCAAUAGCAUGAUUGUCCACAUUUGGAACACAAUGCGUAGACAGUUCUACAUGAUAGGGACUUGGCAAGUUGUUUACAUGUUUCUGGAAGUAUGUUGCACCAGAUGUUUUAUUAAAUAUUGUUUCAUGUACUUAA
This is a messenger RNA of Schistocerca nitens (vagrant locust), 2862 nucleotides long. Its product is annotated as zinc finger protein 724-like. The coding region runs from base 339 to 2150 and encodes 603 amino acids. Gene Ontology annotation, molecular function: RNA polymerase II cis-regulatory region sequence-specific DNA binding; DNA-binding transcription activator activity, RNA polymerase II-specific. Gene Ontology annotation, biological process: regulation of transcription by RNA polymerase II. The transcript is spliced from 8 exons. NCBI's taxonomy places the organism in Eukaryota, Metazoa, Arthropoda, Insecta, Orthoptera, Acrididae. The record is from RefSeq and is a predicted model, not a curated record. Gene Ontology annotation, cellular component: nucleus.